AUGCACGCCAACUACCUUUUACUUGGUCUCGUGGCCGGAGUCGCAGCCGCGCCCCUGCCCGCGCCCGACGUCGCCGCCGAUACUCCCAGCCAGGGCGAUGUUACGACCAGACAGUUGGGCCGGUACCAGGGAGGCCAGUUUUUAAAAACCCCAAUUGCCCAAUUAAACGUUUAA
This is a messenger RNA of Pyricularia oryzae 70-15, 174 nucleotides long. RefSeq lists its product as uncharacterized. The record is from RefSeq and is a predicted model, not a curated record. Lineage: Eukaryota; Fungi; Ascomycota; Sordariomycetes; Magnaporthales; Pyriculariaceae. The coding region runs from base 1 to 174 and encodes 57 amino acids. The transcript is spliced from 2 exons.